UCACUGCAUCGUUGCGUUGAUAUAGUCGCACGUGUUACUCUUACGUGUAGAUUACUUUAGACGUGUAAAAUGCAAAAACGUGGAAUCAAGAGGAAAAAGCAUGACGAUAAUGAAUAUGAUCCUGCUCCUAGACACUUGCAAAUAGGUCACAUCAAGAAUCAAGAGAAGCGUCUUGUCGUUAUACUGGAAAAUGCUCAAUUGGAAUCUGUGAAGGUUGGAAAUUGCUUCGAACUGUUGAAUUGCGAUGACCAUACAAACAUUUUGAAAAAAAAUAAUCGCGAUCCGGGCUCAUGCAGGCCCGAUAUCGCUCAUCAGUGCCUGUUAAUGUUGAUGGACAGUCCGUUAAAUCGAGCCGGAUUAUUGCAAGUCUACAUACAUACGGAAAAAAAUGUACUGAUUGAAAUUAAUCCACAAACCAGGAUACCAAGAACAUUCAAACGCUUUGCUGGAUUAAUAGUACAACUAUUACAUAAAUAUGGUGUUAGAGCAUCGGAUGGAUCAACGAAGCUUCUUAAAGUAAUUAAGAAUCCCAUUACAAAUCAUUUACCAGUUGGUUGUCGUAAGAUAUUGAUGUCGUUUAAUGCAAGCAAAGUACUAAAUUCACGAGAGCUUGUACCUGCCGAAGAUCCUAUUGCUAUUGUAGUUGGAGCAAUGGCGCACGGACAAGUCAAAACGGAUUACACAGAAGAUACCUACUCAAUCAGUAAUUAUCCCCUCUCAGGCGCUGUCGCAUGUAGUAAAUUAUGUACAGGAUUUGAAGAAGUUUGGGGAAUUGUUUAAUAAAAAGCUGUAAUGUAUUAUAUAUAAUUUCAAAUUUAUAUGAAUCGCGAGAGCAAUUUUGAGGAUCACAAUUUGAAGGAUUUUUUGAAGUGAAUGUACAAUAUUUCAGUAAAAAGUAGUUUGUCUAUA
Messenger RNA from Wasmannia auropunctata (little fire ant), 909 nucleotides. RefSeq names its product ribosomal RNA small subunit methyltransferase NEP1. The transcript is spliced from 4 exons. The coding region runs from base 70 to 780 and encodes 236 amino acids. Gene Ontology annotation, biological process: rRNA base methylation. The record is from RefSeq and is a predicted model, not a curated record. Gene Ontology annotation, cellular component: small-subunit processome; nucleolus. Gene Ontology annotation, molecular function: rRNA (pseudouridine) methyltransferase activity; rRNA binding. NCBI's taxonomy places the organism in Eukaryota, Metazoa, Arthropoda, Insecta, Hymenoptera, Formicidae.